AAACAAACAAGAGCGUGUAAACAUUUGAAGAGGUUAUUAGAAUUGAGAUGGAGAACUUUCAUGUCCUAGUAGACAGGAUUUAUGGCAGUUUUAUUUUGGAAAUUCACUACGUUUUCAUCUUCACAGCUAUGACUACCACCUACCUUGAGGUUCCCCGCGCAACAGUGCUUUUAAAAAUGAAUGGGGACAGUGUUAGCAAGAGGUUGCAGAAAGAACUGAUGGAGUUGUUAACAUCUAAGGAUAAAAGUGUUACAGCAUUUCCAGAUGGUGAAAAUCUUACUCGUUGGCUUGCAUCUAUCCGUGGUCCUGAUGGCACAGUGUAUGAAGGUCAACAGUAUAAACUUUCACUUGAGUUUGGACCAAACUAUCCUUACAGUCCUCCGAAUGUACGGUUUGUUUCUAAGUGUUAUCAUCCUAACGUGGAUACUCGUGGAGUAAUAUGCUUGGAUAUUUUAAAAGAAAUGUGGUCUCCCCUAUUGACUGUAGAAAAUCUACUCUUAUCUAUACGAAGUCUACUAGCAGGUAUCUGAUUGUCAAGUUGUUAUCUCACAAGUACUUCUCGUUUUAUCCAACUGCUUCAUUCAAAAGAUACUGGGUAUUGAACACGCACACACACACAAAAACGACGAUUGGAGAAGAAUAACAUUGUACUAUUUCUCAUCAGCUGCUAACAAUCCAACAUUGUUAAGUACAUACUUUUUACUGUCAAAUGAAGUUAGUUCACAGGAAUCGAUAGGGUACAAUAAGGAAUAUAAAGAUGCUAAGAAGUUCCAAUUACAUUCUAAUUCUUUGGGAAUACAGUUCCAGCUUCAGUUAUAUCAUCACUACAGCCAGCCUCAGUGAAUUUAAGAAGGUUCUAAAUACUCUAUUUGUUGAUCAUGUUAAGGGAUUUUAAGUUAUAUACUGAAAGAACCUAAGGUAUAUAUACCCUUCUCUCUUUUCCUAAUGUAACUGGUACUGUAGAUUCACGUAAACUUGUGCACACAAUUAGAGGUGAUAUGGAACGUUUGACCUGUCGACGUUUGGUUCUAUCAAGGUGGAUCAACAUGCUUGUAGAAUAUGUAUUGUUCAGUGCUGUUUUCAGCCUCUGAAAUCAUCACUCUCAAAGUUGAGUUCAUGCUUACUGUAAUUAUCUUUAAUUGAUUGUCUUUAGAUGUAUUUGUGAACCUUUAGUGACUGAGUUGGCUUGCACAAGGAUUGCGCAUCCUCAGGCACCCCGUACCUCGACCAGCAGAGAUUGAAUUACGUUGGAAGAAAGCUAAGAAAGGCCAGACCAAUACGUAGUGCCAUUUUAUGACUUUUGGUCUGAGUCAGGUAGGAAAGUGUAGACUACCUGGCUGGAGUCUUUCAGACGAUAAAAAUCAAUGGGUGAGGACUCUUGGUGUGGUGAAAUGGCUAGAAAUCGGUCAUAAUGGUGCAGAUGUAUUCACUCGUUGACCUCUUCUAAAGCUUGACUAUUUUUACUAACCUUAAACUAUAAAUUCUUUCCCCUGUUAUAUCUCUUUGUUUACUUUCAUAUCAGUCUUUUUCUAUCUUCUUGUUCUUUGCAUAUGUCGUUCAUUAAAUUCCAUUUUAAGAGCAUAUUUAUGAUAGGCUUUCCUGUUGAAUUGGCUAUAUCUUCAUUACAAUUAUCCGAC
Molecule: messenger RNA, 1637 nt
Organism: Heterobilharzia americana
Lineage: Eukaryota; Metazoa; Platyhelminthes; Trematoda; Strigeidida; Schistosomatidae
Source: the annotation of a GenBank genome assembly